Salvia splendens (bonfire salvia) is the source of this 3994-nucleotide messenger RNA. Its product is annotated as putative late blight resistance protein homolog R1A-10. Gene Ontology annotation, molecular function: ADP binding. Gene Ontology annotation, biological process: defense response to other organism. The transcript is spliced from 2 exons. Lineage: Eukaryota; Viridiplantae; Streptophyta; Magnoliopsida; Lamiales; Lamiaceae. The record is from RefSeq and is a predicted model, not a curated record. Bases 68 to 2620 code for a protein of 850 amino acids.
UACAAGAUUGGCUGUGUUCUAAAUAUUACCUUAUUAUAAUUCACAUAGAGAGAGAGAGUUGUUAAUCAUGGCUGCUUAUGGAGUUCUGGUUUCUCUUAUGCAUAUCAUCGAAACCCUCGAGAAACAUCCUUCUCCUCCCAUUUCUAUCAACGAAAAACAUAUUCAAUCCCUCACUCAAAACAUUACCUUCUUGCAGGAGUUUCUUGAUUGCUAUAUUUCCCCUUUUGCUGAUAGCCACGAAGCGGAUCCAUUGGAGCGUCGCAUUGCUGAUGCAGUAUACGCGGCUGAGGAUGUUAUCGAAUCCCAUAUUGCUGAUCAAAUUCACAGUGGAUCCACAAUCGUUGCAGAUCAUGACUUCUAUCACAAUCUACAGAAAGUGAUAGAAGAAAUGGAUCUGAUCAACAAAGAGGUGAAGAGCAUUGCUUUUGAAGCUCAGACCAAGCAGAAGCCCGUUGCUGCCUUGUCGGCGUCUUCUUCCAAUGUGAAAGAGAACGUGAUCGUGGGCUCAAACGAAGUGUUUCUUGACGUUUUGGAUAAGCUCACCGGAGAUCGACUCAACCGCCAGAUCAUCCCCAUCACGGGGAUGGGUGGCAUUGGUAAGACCACUCUUGCCAUGAAUCUAUUUGAGAAUGCACUUGUUAAGGAUCGUUUUGAUAUUCGUGCUUGGACUACAAUUUCUCAAACUUAUAAUGUUAGAGAAACACUUAAAGAAGUUCUUUUUCGAGCUAGUGGAGAUUCAAGUACUGAUCUGAGUGAGGAUGAACUGGGACAAAAAUUAUACCAGUUUUUGUUCGGUAGGAGAUAUCUCGUAAUAAUGGAUGAUAUGUGGAGCAUAGAGGCGUGGGAGAAGUUAAAAUUUUUCUUUCCUAAUAACCAAAAUGGGAGUCGAAUAAUCGUAACAACUAGGCUGUCUGACUUGAGUUCUCAGUUGAACGAGUCUUGUAUAGUUGGCAUGAAAUUUCUAGAUGAGGCUAGUAGUUGGGAUUUAUUUCGUAUGACCGUGUUUGGGAAAGAAAGUUGUCCAAUUGAGUUGGAGAAGAUUGGAAAGAAUAUUGUAGCAAAUUGUAAAGGACUUCCUUUAUCAAUUGCUACAAUAGGAGGUCUUUUGGCAAAAUCUGAGCGCACAAAAGAAUGUUGGGAGCGUAUAGAGCAAAAUUUAAAUUCAAUUGUUAUUAACAGUAACGAUGGAUUUUGCUUGAAAAUAGUGAGGAUGAGCUAUAUCUAUCUGCCGAACUAUUUAAAGCCAUGCUUUUUGUAUAUGGGUGUUUUUAAGGAAGAUUACCGUAUCAGUGUGUCAAUGCUUGAGAAGUUAUGGGUUUCUGAAGGAUUUUUAAAACCAAGGAGUGGAAAAUGUUUGGAAACACUUGCGCAAGAGUAUUUUAAGGAAUUGGUUGAUAGAAAUCUCGUUUUAGUUGAUGAAUUGGGGUCUACUGGAAACGUUAAGUUUUGUAAAAUUCAUGAUUUGUUGAGAGAUUUGUGUUUGAAAGAAGCUGAAAAGGAAAGAUUUUACCAUGUCAUAAGAGAUGAUCCUCCAACCAGUAUUAGCGAACGUCGAGUCGUUCUUAAAACUGCAGGGUUGUUAGGAUCUUUGUCACAUACUCGUUCCAUAAUAUGUCAGUAUGACAAAGCAGUACCUGAGGAUGGCAAAUUUCUACCGUCUCAGGAUCUUCGAUUGUUGAGGACAUUCAGAGCAUGUGAUUUUGAGAGGUAUUUCCUAGAAAAUGUGUUUGAAUUGGUGAACUCACGGUACCUUGCUAUCAGUGUUCAUCAUGAGUCCAGAUUCUCUAGUUCAAUUGAUCUCCUUUGGAAUCUGCAGACAUUGAUUAUUUAUUCAUCUUUUGCGAACAAUCUUCAUGCACCAAAUGAAAUAUGGAAAUUGCAUCAACUUCGGCAUCUUGAAUUUCCGGAAAAAUUGAUUCUCCCAAAUCCUCGUAGUGACGAUAGUGACAUUGUCAUUAUGGAGAAUCUGGAAACACUCAAAGGAGUUGAGGAUUUGUUAUUGAAUGAGGAGGUGGUUAAACGAAUUCCCAAUGUGAAGAAAUUGGAUUUAACAUACUAUUCGGAUCAAAAGGAGGGAGAAAACUGUCUAAGCUAUCUUCAAUGCUUCGGUAAAUUGGAAUGCUUACGCUGCAGCACCUCUUAUCAAAGUGGUGCCCUUUUGCUGAGGAUUAAUUUCCCUAAUUCUAUCAAGAAGUUGGUUGUUCAAGACCUAUUGUCCUAUUAUAUGACGGAGUUUGGCGCAAAGUUGGAAGACAUAUUGCCUAAAAUCGGUUCGUUGCCUCUUCUUGAGAAGCUCGUAUUAGAAAAUGGUGUCUUCAAAACAGGCAAGUGGGAAACAAUUGAAGGGCAGUUCCAGAAGCUCAAGUUUCUACAGUUGUCGUAUUGUGAAGGUCUAGUAAAUUGGAUUGUGUCAGACAGCUCCCACUUUCCACUUCUCCAGAAGCUUCGUCUCUAUAAUUUAUCCGAACUCGAGGAAAUCCCAUCUGAAGUUGGAGAAAUAGCAACGCUGAAAUCGAUUUCAUUGGAUGGUUGCAGUGAAGCAGCUGUGGCGUCAGCGAAAAAGAUAGUAGAAGAACAUGAGGAUCUAUAUGGAGAGCAAUUAGACCUUUGUGACUGGUAGAGUUAACAUUGGACUGCAAAAGUGGUAAUAAACAUGCAUUGUGUUUUUAUGUAAUUUGUUUUCAAUCUUAAAACUGCAGGGUUGUUAGGAUCUUUAUCACAUACUCGUUCCAUAAUAUGUGAUUGCAACAAUGCAUGUCUUAAAUUUCUACUCUCUCAGGAUCUUCGAUUGUUGAGGACAUUCAGACUAUGUGUUUCUGAUUUUUGUUCCCUAGAAAAUGUGAUUGAAUUGGUGAACUCACGGUACCUUGCUAUCAGUGUUCAUGAUGAGUCCAGAUUCUCUAGUUCAAUUGAUCUCCUUUGGAAUCUGCAGACAUUGAUUAUUUAUUCAUCUUCUCCGAACGAUCUACAUGUACCGCAUAGAAUUUGGAAACUGCAUCAACUUCGGCAUCUUGAAUUUCCGGAGAAAAAAUUGAUUCUCCCAAAUCCUCGUAGUGACGAUAGUGACAUUGUCAUUAUGGAGAAUCUGCAAACACUCAAAGGAGUUGAGGAUUUGUUAUUGAAUGAGGAGGUGGUUAAAAGGAUUCCCAAUGUGAAGAAAUUGCAUUUAACAUACCAUUCGGAUAAAAAGGAGGGAGAAAACUGUCUAAGCUAUCUUCAAUGCUUCAGUAAAUUGGAAAGCUUACGCUGCAGCAUCCUUCAUGAAAGUGGUGACUUUUUGCUGAGGAUUAAUUUCCCCAACUCUAUCAAGAAGUUGAUUAUUCAUGACUAUUAUAUCACGGAGUUUGGCGCAAAGUUGGAAGACAUAUUGCCUAAAAUCGGUUCGUUGCCUCUUCUUGAGAAGCUCGUAUUAGAAAAUGGUGUCUUCAAAAUAGGCAAGUGGGAAACAAUUGAAGGCCAGUUCCAGAAGCUCAAGUUUCUAGAAUUGUCGUAUUGUGAUGGUCUAGUAAAUUGGAUUGUGUCAGACAGCUCCCACUUUCCACUUCUCGAGAAGCUUAGUCUCUAUGAUUUAUCCGAACUCGAGGAAAUCCCAUCUGAAGUUGGAGAAAUAGCAACGCUGAAAUCGGUUUCGUUGUAUUGGUGCAGUGAAGCAGUUGUGGUGUCAGCGAGAAAGAUAGUAGAAGAACAUGAGGAUCUAUAUGGAGAGCAAUUAGACCUUCAUGUGGUAAUUUGGUAAACAUUGGAGUGCAAAAGAGAGUUGUUUGCUAGCUCUCAUUGUGGAGCUGAGUGAGGCCAGAGCCGAGGGACAGAGAACAGGGAGAAUGGCCGGAGAUUGGUGGCGCGGUGGAGGGAGUCGACGACGGCGGCUGCGGUGGGAGAUUCUUCCAUGGCUAUACACAAAUGUUUAUUUGUAUUUAACUUUUUGUUGUUUUAGUGAUGUUAUUGAUAUGAUUUUGAAUUUAUUUUAUAAACGAAACUUUGUUAGAGACUAUUU